CUCCAAUAGAGUUUUACUUCUGAUGGAUAUCGGGCCUGGUAGACCCGACUCCAGGCCCAAAUGAAGGCCCAUAAUAGCCCAAAAGGUAUUAGGACAGGUGGGGAUAACGGGCCGAGCCCGUUAUCGCGCGUAUGGCAAGUAAAGGAAGACGGCCCAGACAUGGGAAAGAUCGAGGCUCUUCUAGGUCCAUCCGGUACCCGGGAUAUCCCUGCCGGGCAACCCCGCCAGGUCCUACGUACUGCGAGUUCUCCUAUAUCCUCCAGGAGCUCCAUGAUCCGGAGGAGGUAGAAAGGGAAAGGCGAGCCAUUGACAGACGCCGGGAGGAGGAAUUGGCCCGGAAUAGCAAGGCCAGCCAGGUGGCAUCUUCCAAUCGCGAACCCCGGCAGCGAAAUGGCCGUGGCGCGAGCCAAGUGCUGGUCCGGUCAUUAAGGAAUCUAGAGGAGGACGAGGUCCAAAGCCAAGCCAGGAUCCCAGCACCACGGCGUCUGGGACCGCCGGUGCCGGAAGCUUGUGAAUUCCAAGAUCUGAGGCAGCAGAUCCAGGAGAUGCAGAGGAAGAUAAACAAGGGUCGAGUAUUCACCACCCGUACGAAUAUUCCCUUAGCCCCGGAGAACUUUGCGGAACCAUAUCCGCAGGGGUUCAAAAUGCUGUUUGUUAAGCAUUAUGAUGGGGAGUCAGACCCCCAGGAACACAUAAACAGUUAUGUCCAAGUGAUGAUCGCUGUAGAUGCCAGUGACGCACUCAUGUGCUGGUGCUUCUUGCAGACCGUUGAUAGCAAGGUCGCGGAUUGGGUCAACCAUAUCCCUGCCGGAUCGAUUCGGACAUGGGAUGAAUUGGGACUGCGGUUCCUAGAGCAUUUUGCUGGGAAUUGCCGUCCAAAAAAGCAUUUCACUCACUUGGCUUCAGUACGACAGAAGCAUGGAGAAUCCUUGAAGAAUUUCCUUAUCCGAUGGAGGAAAGAGUCCAGAGAGGUUGAAGGAACCGAUGAUAAAUCCAGGUUGGCUAUGUUCACGGCGGCAUUACAGGAUGGACUCCUUCAUACCGAUCUUACCACUCAUCCCCCGGAUACCUUCGAAGAAGUGAUGGUCCGGGCGGGGAGGUAUGUGACCCUGGAAGAAAGAAAGGAAGAGAAGAAAGAGAAAACUCCUAAAGAAGAAGAGAAGACGGGGAAUAAGAAGCCGUUUAAGAAUAAGAAGCAGGGCUUCCCGGAUGGCCCAAAGGGCGCAAGUCUUGGGACCUCGGAGAAGCAUAAAUCUGCCAACCCGGUCUUCACAUUGCCAGUGGCUGAGGUCAUGGCCCAUGAUGCACAGCAGGGACUCAUGACUUACCCAACCUAUUCUCAGAAGGUCUGCAAUGUGGAAGACACUGGAAAAUGGUGUGCCUACCAUCGCAAGAAUGAUCACAACACGGAAGAUUGCUAUACUCUGAAGAAUGAGAUGGCAAGGCUAAUCCGCCGGGGUCAUCUAAAGAAAUUCGUACAAGAUGGCGAUGCAGGAAAUCCCGGGAAUGCUCAGAACGGAAAACGCAGAGAUAAAGAAGUGGCCCAGGCUGAGGCCCGGGAGAAACGCCACAUCAGGCUUAAAGACGAAGAGGAGGAUUCGGAACCCCCACCGCAUCACCAGAAGAGACACCACGGGUGUAACUUCAUCAUUGGAGGGAAUAUUGGCGGGGACUCAGCCACGAGCCGGAAGAAAUGGGCUAACGCGGCGAUGGUCAACAAGGUGCUGGUCCCAGAAGGUAAGAAGCUGAAAGCCGAGCCAAUUGUAUUUUCUAAUGCUGAUCUUCCAGAGACAGGGGUCCCUCAUAGGGACGCCCUAGUAAUUACUAUUGAUAUAAUGGAUACGUACAAGGCUCUUGGUUUGUCAAGAGAUGAAUUAUCACCCAUCAAGACUUCACUAACCGGGUUCACUGGUGACUCUAUUGAACCGGAGGGGGUAAUAACCCUCCCGGUUGAGAUAGGGGUUACUAAGGCUACCCGAAAGCUGGACAUGGAGUUUGUCGUGGUGGGGAUAAUCUCCAACACAAACAUUAUCUUGGGCAGACCCGGAUUGGAAGAUUUGGAGUGUGUCAUCUCACCUCGUCACCUGUGCAUAAAAUUCCCAACCCCCCAUGGAGUUGGAAUUGCCAGGGGAUCGCCGAGAGUGUCCCGGGCAUGGUAUUUGAAGGCAACCAAACAGCCGGUCAAGUACGAUACCCAAGUGGGAGAAGUGAAUGCGCAACUCCUGAGGGCUGAGGAAAAACGUCCCAUAGUAGAGGUGGCUGGCGACAUUGAAGAAGUGCAAUUGGAGCCAGGCACGCCGGGAAGUGAAGGAGAAACGAAGGCAUUUAUCGCAGGAAAGAAGAGAUUUCGUGAAGAAGUAGGUAGCAACCCUGCAGAGUAUUGGGCAUAUCCGGGAGACUGUGCCAUAAGUACUGUGAUCGUAAGGGAGGAGCGUGGGGCCCAACAUCCGGUCUACUACGUCAACAAGACCCUGAGAGAUGCAGAGUUAAGUCCGGCGGCAUCAGCCCGGAUGACCAAGUGGCCAGUGUUCAUCAGUCAGUAUAACGUGGAGUUCAGGCCGCGCCCAUCCAUCAAGGGGCAAGCACUCGCUGACUUUCAAGUUGAGUGCACCGCAAGGGAAAUGACAAGAGCCCAGGUUGAAACCCGGGUGGAAAAGGAAUGGUGGAUAAUGAGAAAGAGGCCCGAGUUUGCAAUUCGCGAUGACGGAGUCUUGUACUAUCGUGAACGCCUAGUGGUGCCCCGCGGUGAAGUGAUCAGACAGAUGAACCUAGAGCCGAUCCCAGAGGGCAUUGAGGAGGAGAUGUACGAUGGCGUGGCUGUCUCUUUAAUCUGUUGAUUAUGCUUUAUUUAAUUAACUUUAAUGCUUAUUACGUUUUCGGGCAAGAUCCCAAGUUGUUUGACUUUAAAAAGGCUUCCGCAUUAUUUUAAAUUACUCCGAUGGAUUUUCAUAUGUAUUG
Messenger RNA from Cuscuta campestris, 2958 nucleotides. The record is from the annotation of a GenBank genome assembly. Lineage: Eukaryota; Viridiplantae; Streptophyta; Magnoliopsida; Solanales; Convolvulaceae.